Molecule: messenger RNA, 3212 nt
Organism: Petromyzon marinus (sea lamprey)
Lineage: Eukaryota; Metazoa; Chordata; Hyperoartia; Petromyzontiformes; Petromyzontidae
Gene: PAF1
Product: PAF1 component of Paf1/RNA polymerase II complex
Biological process (GO): transcription elongation by RNA polymerase II
Cellular component (GO): Cdc73/Paf1 complex
Molecular function (GO): chromatin binding; RNA polymerase II complex binding
Source: RefSeq, a predicted model, not a curated record
UUUGCGGUCACCACGUGACUCCCCCCCCCCCCUUCACAGCCAGCAAUGGCGCCGACCAUCCAGAGUGCUCAGAGAGACGCAGAGUCCAGUAGGUCGAGUUCACACAGAGGAGCUCCAGAGAGGUCCGGGUUGGUAUGCCGAGUCAAAUACUGCAACACCCUUCCCGACAUCCCUUUUGACCCCAAGUUCAUCACCUACCCAUUCGAGGCGAACAGGUUCGUGCAGUACAAGGCGACGUCGCUGGAGAAGCAGCACAAGCAUGAGCUGCUCACAGAGCCUGACCUGGGGGUCACCAUCGACCUAAUCAACCCUGACACCUACAAGAUCGAUCCCAAUGCGUACCUGGACCCAGCUGAUGAGAAGCUUCUGGAGGAAGAGAUCGCAACACCACAGGGAUCGCGGAGGUCCCAGCAGCAUGCGAAGGUGGUGCCGUGGAUGAGGAAGACGGAAUACAUCUCCACCGAGUUCAACCGUUACGGCAUCAGCAACGAGAAGCCUGAGAUCAAAAUCGGCGUGUCCGUCAAGCAGCAGUUCACAGAGGACGACAUAUACAAGGAUCGCGACAGCCAGAUCUCCGCCAUCGAGAAGACCUUCGAAGACGCCAAGAAAGAGAUCGAGGCGCAUUACAGCAAGCCGCGGGUUGUCCCUGUGGAGGUCAUGCCAGUCUUCCCGGAUUUCAAGAUGUGGAUCAACCCGUGCGCUCAGGUGAUCUUCGACUCGGACCCGGCACCCAAGGACAUGCCCGGGACGACGGCUGUGGAAACGAUGUCGCAGGCCAUGAUCAGGGGCAUGAUGGACGAGGAGGGAAACCAGUUUGUGGCAUAUUUCCUGCCGUCGGAAGACACGAUGCGCAAACGCAAGCGCGACUUGGAGGAGGAGCUGGACUUCAUGGCCGAAGACGAUUACGAGUACCGAAUGGCGCGCGAGUACAACUGGAACGUGAAGAACAAGGCGAGCAAGGGCUACGAGGAGAACUACUUCUUCAUCUUCCGGGAGGGCGACGGCGUCUACUACAACGAGCUCGAGACCAGAGUGCGGCUGAGCAAGCGGAGGGCGAAGGCCGGGCAGAGCGCGCAGACGAGCGCCAACACGGUGCUCGGCGUGAGGCACCGGCACAUGAACGAGAAGGAGCUCGAGGCACAGGAGGCACGCAAAGCGCAGCUGGAGAACCACGAGCCGGAGGAGGACGAGGAGGAAAUCGAGCCCGACAAGGAGAAUCGCGAAUCAGGCGCGGAGGAUCGCGCUAGCGGCGACGAGAAAUCUGACAGCGACCGCGAGGAUGACGUGGAGGAGGGGGCCGCAGCGGGCAGGGGGACGCCCCCCGCGGGGGGCAGGAAGGGCAAGGAGGAGGAAGGGGAGCGGGCGAGGAGCAGCAGCAGCAGCAGCAGCAGCGGCGAGAGCGGAGACGACCGGCAAGCGAGGGAGGCACGAGACGAGGAGGAGAUCUUUGGCAGCGGCAUCGACGACAGCGACAGCGACGAAGGGGGCGAGAGCGGACAAGGGAGCGACAGCGACGGAGGAGCCGGCGGAGACACUCGGAGGAGCGGCGGCGGCGGCGGCGGAGCGAACAACAGCGGCGGCGGGAGCAGCAGCAGCAGCGGUAGUAGCAGCAGCAGCAGCGAGGCGGGAUCGGACGCCAGCGAAGCAAGCGGCGACGACGACAACUAAGGGCAGCUCCACACUGCUCGUCGUCGUCCUCAUCCGCAGGUUGACGGCGAGAGUCCGCCGGCGUGCUGAGCCGCAGUCGCACCGCCUGCACGCCUCGCCCGACAGCGCAGUGUUCCGUCAGCCCGGACGUUACCACCUGGGGUGGCGCAACUUUCGUGGUUCCGCUUUCAUUCUGCGUGGAAACGGUAACGGUGAAUUGUGCGCGAUGACCACUGGAAAUGAGUGGGCGUUAGAGUAAUAAAUGGGUACCGCUAGCGUUUUGUUAACUUGGUGUUGGUACCGAUUCCUGCUCUGGCUCGGUGGACUUAUGUUUAUUUUGUCUAUCGAGCGUAGCUGCGACGCCCAACGCAGCCUAUGUUAGAACACGCUAAGAUCACGGCGGCACGUGCGUUCUGUCUACAGCGUGUGUCACAAUGGGGGGAGGGGGAGCGCCCAUCACAAUCCUUGCAGGGUGGUUUCUAGUUCACCAUUUUUAAAAUCUAUUGAGGGUAGCUCUGGCUAAAGGUCACUAGCAGAACGAAAACCGGUUGGGAAGGGUUGUUCCGAAAGAAAACGAACUGGAUUAAAAUUCACUUGCAGCCCCCUUCGUUCGAUCUGCUUCUGGAUGGAGGGGGCCCCCCCUCUCGAUGCCAUGCGAGUCGGUGUCGUUUCACCAUACUUCACCUCGUUGCGCUUUGGCAAAGGACGUUCCGUGGCCAAUCCAUCGAUCUUGAUUGCAGCUAUUAGGAACAGAUCUGUUAACAAAAAACUAUUUAAUCACCACACAGGUGGUGGUGGCCAUUAACCAGAAACCACUGCGAUUUGGGAAAAUAAAAACUCUAACCUAUUGUAAAUGAAAACGGAGGCCGUUUAGAUUCGAAAGAGUUUAGCUACGUCUCCCGUCUUGACGUUAACGUCAUGGUGGUCAUCGUUGGUUCAACUUCAAAAGUCUAGGGCCAGACCCCCGCACGUGUUGAUAGAUAGAUUAAAUGUGCACCGCAUCGGCCAUGAUCGAUCCACUGCUGGAUUAAGGUUCCCCCCUCCCCAAGAAACAAAAUAAGUUAUAAUUUCAGGAGAUUGCAUCCAACCCUCAUGGUCAGAUGCCAAUUAAGUUGCCACCAUACUUUCACAGGUCUUUAAAGCAGUGAAUUACGGAAAAACCAAAACGUCUUUCCCCAUUUUCAGCAGAAAUACAGGGAGGUGUUAAGAUGUUCAACCCACCAAGGGAGACCUGUCAAGGCACCAAGUGCAUUUGGUAAACUGUGCAAAGAAAUAUGCGUUGAUAAUGCACAGUCCUUGAAACAGAUAUGGCCUGGACCAGUGUCUGUUUUAGGACCUGGUCCAAGUACUACCGACCAAAGGACACCAAGAGACAAACAGUACAAGGACAAAGCAAGAGAUGUGUAAAAAAAUAGAUUACCUUACGCAAAGUCAACGACUUAGUUGGGGAGCGAUUGCUAGGACUUUUUUUUUAUGUAGAGUUGGCCAUUCAAGUUUCUCGUGUAUACCAAGCCUGUCUAUAUUUUUAACUUGUGCCGAGUUUAAUAAAAUUGUUUUAAGACGUG